Messenger RNA from Argentina anserina (silverweed cinquefoil), 565 nucleotides. Its product is annotated as geranyl diphosphate phosphohydrolase. Gene Ontology annotation, molecular function: 8-oxo-7,8-dihydrodeoxyguanosine triphosphate pyrophosphatase activity. Gene Ontology annotation, cellular component: cytosol. NCBI's taxonomy places the organism in Eukaryota, Viridiplantae, Streptophyta, Magnoliopsida, Rosales, Rosaceae. Gene Ontology annotation, biological process: dGTP catabolic process. The coding region runs from base 33 to 500 and encodes 155 amino acids. The transcript has 2 exons. The record is from RefSeq and is a predicted model, not a curated record.
AAAAGGCGUGCAUAUAUACAUAGAUCGAGAGCAUGGAAAACGAUACUGUAGCAGUGGCAACUGCGGCGUCUGCAUCGAUAAAAGUGGCGGUGGUAGUGUGCCUGUUGAGAGGUGAUAAGGUGCUCAUAGGAAAGCGCCGCUCCUCUCUCGGCGACUCCACCUUUUCCCUACCCAGUGGCCACCUUGAGUUCGGUGAGAGCUUUGAGGAGUGUGCAGCAAGGGAACUGAAGGAAGAGACUGGUUUAGACAUAUGCAGCAUAGAGUUGCUAACAGUCACCAACAACUUAUUCCUGGACGAAGCCAAGCCAUCGCAGUACGUGGCGGUUUUCAUGAGGGCAGUGCUGGCAGAUCCUAGUCAAGAGCCCCAGAAUAUUGAGCCAGAGUUCUGUGAUGGUUGGGGGUGGUAUGAAUGGGACAAUCUUCCAAAGCCACUGUUCUGGCCUUUUGAGAGAGUGGUGCAGAAUGGAUUUAACCCUUUUCCAAGAUUAAACAGCUGCUAGUUAUAUUCUGCCGAUUCAUCAGCACCAGCAUGCUAGCUGCUUUCCUCGAUCUUUAAGAUUAUCCA